Molecule: messenger RNA, 1048 nt
Organism: Orbicella faveolata
Lineage: Eukaryota; Metazoa; Cnidaria; Anthozoa; Scleractinia; Merulinidae
Cellular component (GO): myosin II complex
Molecular function (GO): calcium ion binding
Source: RefSeq, a predicted model, not a curated record
GUUUUCACGCAUAAUUUGUUAUAAACUGUCCAACGAGGGCUGUAGGCUAUUUAUUCCUAUUGAAUUCUGACAAGGCAAGUCGAGCGAAAUUCAGUUUCGGUUUUACCACUCUACAGUGAAACAGAACAAUACCUCGUCUUUGUAAACGUUCCUCCGUUCAAAAAUGGCCAAACGACUGACUGAAGCCGAACGCGAAGAAAUAGCGGCAGCCUUCAAGCUAUUUGACAAAAACGGUGAUGGACAGAUAUCUGUAGAGGAGCUCGGAGAAGCUAUGAAGCAAGCUGGGCAGGAGAUGUCAGUUGAAGAUCUUAAAGAUAUGAUUAAAGCAGUGGACAGAAACAAAAAUGGAAAAGUAGAAUAUUCUGAGUUUGAAGAUAUGAUGGCUAGUCAAAUUGGCGAACCAAUUACCACCGAUGACAUGAGAUACUACUUCAAAAAAUUCGACGCGAAUGGGGAUGGUUUUAUCACUAGCGAUGAACUGGCCCUGGUGAUGAAGACGUUUGGCGGAAAGAUCUACUCAAAGAAAGAAAUCGAUGACAUGAUCAAAGAAGCUGAUGUGGAUGCUGAUGGAAAAGUCAGCUACGAAGAGUUUUGCGCGAUGGUCAGCAAGUCGAAGGCUUAAGUCGCCAGAACAGGACGGGUUUGGCACAGAUCACUAAACUUGAAGGGUUUGAGGACCGACGACUGAUUUCAGAGUAGUAUCUCUGUUGAUAAACUGAUUCAACUAUCUCGAAUGCUAUAUGUAAUUUUGGUAAAUUGAACGAGCGAAAGAAAAGCUGGGUAUUGGCAAAGAUUAACCUCUCGGAGAGGAACUUGUUGUUGUCUACACCAGAAGAGGGAUUCUUUAAAGCUCAUUCUUUUUUGUCAUAGAUUUGUGGAGUUAAAAAUUGCUGUUAUUCCAAAUGACCGUGCAUUACUUUAACCUUAUUUACUUAACUAUUAAUCCAUAAAAGUGGCUAAAAGAUGUGUAAUCACACUGUUCUGUAUACCACGAAAUUAUUCAUCAGAAGAGAUAAUCCAUUAAUAAAGUAUUUCACUCAGCUCUAAA